Messenger RNA from Colletotrichum chrysophilum, 963 nucleotides. RefSeq lists its product as uncharacterized. Gene Ontology annotation, molecular function: alpha-L-arabinofuranosidase activity. The transcript has a single exon. The record is from RefSeq and is a predicted model, not a curated record. NCBI's taxonomy places the organism in Eukaryota, Fungi, Ascomycota, Sordariomycetes, Glomerellales, Glomerellaceae. Bases 1 to 963 code for a protein of 320 amino acids. Gene Ontology annotation, biological process: L-arabinose metabolic process.
AUGAAGUUCCAAAACACCGUCGCUUUCCUUGCCUCCGCCAUGGGCGUCGCCGCCCAGUGCGACCUCCCGUCCACCUACUCCUGGACCUCGACCGGCUCCCUCGCGAACCCCAAGUCCGGCUGGGUCGCUCUCAAGGACUUCACCGCGGUCCCUUACAACGGGCAGCACCUCGUGUAUGCCACGACGCAUGACACGGGGAGCACGUGGGGAUCCAUGAACUUCGGCACCUUCUCGGACUGGUCCCAGAUGGCCUCAGCCUCCCAGAACGCCAUGUCCCAGUCCGUCGUCGCCCCGACGCUCUUCUUCUUCCGCCCCAAGAACAUCUGGAUCAUGGCCUACCAGUGGGGUCCCACGGCCUUCUCCUACAAGACCGCGAGCGACCCCACCAUCGCCAACGGCUGGUCCGCCGCGCAGCCCCUCUUCUCCGGCACCAUCUCCGGCUCCAGCACCGGCCCCAUCGACCAGACCGUCAUCGGCGACAGCACCAACAUGUACCUCUUCUUCGCCGGCGACAACGGCAAAAUCUAUCGCGCCAGCAUGCCCAUCGGCAACUUCCCGGGCAGCUUCGGCUCCGCCUCCACCGUCGUGCUGAGCGACACCUCCAACAACCUCUUCGAGGCCGUCCAGGUCUACACCGUCAAGGGCAUGAACAAGUACCUCAUGAUCGUCGAGGCAAUCGGCGCCAACGGCCGCUACUUCCGCUCCUUCACCGCCACCAGCCUCGGCGGCAGCUGGACCCCGCAGGCCGCGACCGAGAGCAACCCCUUUGCCGGCAAGGCGAACAGCGGCGCCACCUGGACCAACGAUAUCAGCCACGGCGACCUGAUCAGGAGCGACCCGGACCAGACCAUGACUGUCGACGCGUGCAACCUGCAGCUGUUGUACCAAGGCCGGUCUCCUUCGUCCAGCGGCGACUACGGGCUGCUGCCGUACAGGCCAGGUGUUUUGACGCUCAAGAAGUGA